CUUCGCGAUCCGUCCCCGCCGCUCGUCUUCCUCUUCAGAGAAUCACAGAAGACCUAGCGAGAGCAGCAACAAUGGUGGCGGGCAAGAAAACGAAAAAGACACAUGAGAGCAUAAACAAUAGGUUGGCUCUGGUAAUGAAGAGUGGGAAGUACACUCUUGGUUACAAGACAGUCCUGCGCACCCUACGCGGUUCUAAAGCGAAGCUAGUACUUAUAUCCAACAACUGCCCACCGCUGCGCAAAUCCGAGAUUGAGUACUAUGCCAUGCUUGCCAAAGUUGGGGUUCACCACUACAACGGAAACAAUGUUGAUAUGGGAACAGCAUGUGGCAAGUACUUCCGUGUGUCAUGCCUUAGCAUCAUUGAUCCAGGUGAUUCUGAUAUUAUAAAGUCUCUGCCUGGUGAUCAGUGAGAGACUUGGAUGGAACGAAGCUAGUAUAAUUUUGUGUUUCUUAAGAACACUUCUAGUGCAUCAGUGUCAGUUGAAGAGCUCCAUUCUGUUCUUUUUUCCUUCGAAGUUUGUGGUUUUGUUAACUCUACCUGAUCUUUGGUUCAUUUGGAACAUUAUUUCGGUUGUACUUGAAAUAUUUUCUACUCAUUAUUGUGAAAACAAUCCUACUCACUUCAGGAGUAUUUUGUCCACAA
This is a messenger RNA of Tripterygium wilfordii, 643 nucleotides long. Its product is annotated as 60S ribosomal protein L30-like. The transcript is spliced from 5 exons. The coding region runs from base 72 to 410 and encodes 112 amino acids. The record is from RefSeq and is a predicted model, not a curated record. Gene Ontology annotation, molecular function: structural constituent of ribosome; RNA binding. Gene Ontology annotation, cellular component: cytosolic large ribosomal subunit. Lineage: Eukaryota; Viridiplantae; Streptophyta; Magnoliopsida; Celastrales; Celastraceae.